This is a messenger RNA of Schistosoma turkestanicum, 1672 nucleotides long. Lineage: Eukaryota; Metazoa; Platyhelminthes; Trematoda; Strigeidida; Schistosomatidae. The record is from the annotation of a GenBank genome assembly.
CAAAACUUGAGGUUUGAAUGAAUGACCUUGAGAGAGGAUACAUCCGCGAGUGUCAACAAUUGUUUACGAUUUAAGGUUGCAAUCGGCUACUGCGUGCUAUAACUUGAAGGCGUGAUACCGUUAUGGUAGAACUACAAAAGACGUAAUUUAAAUUUUGAUCCGACCAUUGUACAUUUGAUUAGAUGGACAAUGUCGCAUGUGAUUCCUACUGUGUGCAUAUUGCCUUUAAUCCCAUCAUGGGUUUGGAUGAGGAUAUUGAAGCAUUUACUGAAGAAUUCGCCGAUCUUGGGAGUCCUCGUUUUGUAGAUUUCGUGGAACUUUGGAAAAAACACAAAAUGAUUCAUUUAAUCCAUGGGAGACAAAACCAACAUGGCUUAUAUGAUAUAAUUGGUUGCAUUUUUCAUCGGUUGGUUAAUCUUUUUCAGCCAACCUUAUCUAAAAACAAGCUAGUUCGUAUAUGCGCACUGUACCUUCUCUAUGCUUUCCAUGGGAAACAGCCUAUUCAUAAGCAUGUUCGUAUACGUGUUUGUCCUGAAAGUUGGCCUUGGAUCUUACAAGUUGCAACGGAGGCUCGUGAUGAAGGUCACUUAGAUGUUUAUUAUGUUUUUCGAAAGCUAUGUGCUGCCAAUGCAUUUUUAUUUUGCGCGAUGCGGCAAGUGUUGUACCCCGGAGCCCCUCUUUUUGACAGUCCUGCUUUGAACCAAGAGGACUUUACAGAAGACAAUGCUGCCUCACCAGCUGAAUAUUCACCUGAUGUUGCAAAAACUACUCCCACUUAUCGACGUGACCUACUCACUUAUUCUCUACCUGUUGUAAAAGCUCUUCAGACUCCUUCUUCGGGAUUAAAUCAAACGGUACAGUGUUUAAAUAUGAGUUUGUCGAGAUAUGCUGAAGCUAAACGAUUACUUACACAAAAAGUCAAAAUAACUGAUGAGAACAUUGCUUCGGACUCAUCGAAAACACAAGAGACUGAGGGAGUUGAAGAUUCAGAGGAAGAAUAUUUGCCAGGCUUAAAUCUCGUAACCUUCCCUGAUUCACUAAGUCGUAUUGAAAUGCUUGCAAUGGAAUUGGAGAACUCAGCCAAACAAAACUGCCUUAAAAGUCGUUUUAUUCCUCGCAAAAAGUCCAGUAUUCAUGAUCAUUCAGUUAAAGAAUCUCCUUCAGCGAACGUAGGAAUUUCCGCAAUUGAAAAUCUUUUCGAAACACCACGCACUGGUAUAGUUGUAGGUGCUAGAUUAAUCGACAGUAAAACAAAAGGUUGUAAAAUUGUUGAGAACAAGUCAGUCUCACAAUCUUCUGACAAUCAACAAAUUAGUAAACAGUCAUGUAGUCAAUCACCCUCAAAAAUUACUACUUCAGAUUCUUCUAUAAAGUCUGAAGAAACAACCGAUGUAAAAGAAGCUGUUAGUUGGGGUGAAAGACUUCGACUCCUAAAAAGACCUUCAACUUGGGCUAAAGAAUUAGCGGAGCAGGCAGAAAGUGUGUACAAGGAUGGUUGUCGCCGAAGUAGACGACGUCCAACAGAACCCAAGGUUAUUACUGCAUCUACAAGUAAAAAACAACAACGAAAAUCCCUAAGAUAGAUUAUGUUUUUUCUGUUGAUCUUUGUACAUUUUUUGUAUUUCUCUCGAAACUAUUUCUAAAUAAAAUUGACAAAUUGUUUGAGAAAUAA